CUGCACUAGUUCAGCCUGCACUGUUCGAAAGAACACAUUUUCUUGCACUGUCUGAUCGAAAGAACGCAUUAGUGCAAACUUCGUGAACUAGUGCAGCCAGUUCAGGUCGAAAGAACAAACCUAUAGACAUCUGUGGCUGAAUGUGACUAUUGGGUAAAUGUGAUUCGUCGAAGUGUGUUAUGAAUUAAAAAAAUAGAUAAUUGUUUUAUUUAAAUCUCUUUAAACUUAAAUUAUUAUAAAAAUAUAAUUAAUUGAUUCCUUUUUGCGCGUAGAAAAACGUCGAAAAAUUAAAAUUAAGAAAGAAUUUUUUUUUUAAUGUGUAUAUAGGUUAAAGCUAAAGACAACCUGAGUUAGGUAAUUUCAUUAUUAUUAUGUACUGUAUAUUUAUUAUUCAAAGUUAUUAUGAACGACAAGACAUGUUUUUAUAAAAAAAAAAGGAAAGCAAAGAAUACCUCAAAAAAUCAUGACAAUAAGCCAUGUCAGAAUAAAAAAAAUCUUAGCUCUGAUAAUCUUGAUGUCGGUAGACAUGCAGACAUUCCAUAUUAUGGAUGGAGAUUGUUUUUUCCUGAUAAAGAGUAUAAAGUUAAUGGUGCUAUUACAAAGCAGAUUAAAGCUAUAGAAAGAUUUGUAGAAAGACAUCAAGCUUUAUCUUCUUUGCUCACAAUGACAAAUUUGGAGGCAGGAAUGUCAUUUGACAUUGACAUCUGCGAAUUGUAUAAUGACAGUGAGUUUAUGAAUCAAUGGCCAAAUUUUAAAGAUGAAAUAUAUGAAAAUCCAACAAAUGCCUUAAAUUGUAUGAAACUUGGCAUUCAUCAAAAAAUUUUGGAGACAAUACCAGAGGAAAAUUUAAAGUAUGUCCUGAAAUCUAUUAACAGUUUACCAACAAUUAAAUUAGGUCUAUUGAAUUAUCAACCACUUAUAAGUUUACGAGAUCUUAAGCUAAAUUAUUAUGGCAAAUUAGUAUCCACUAAAGGUUGUGUGAUAAGAGUUGGCAGAGUAAAAUAUCUUGCACAAUGGUUGACAUUUGCCUGUUCCAAAUGUCAUUUACAAACCUUGGUUAAACAGACACAGGAAAUAUAUACAUUGCCAAAGAAGUGUGAUGUUUGUGGUACAUCAAAAUUUUACCCGGUUUUAGAUUCCCCUUAUGUGAAAAGUACUUUGUUCCAAAUAAUUAGAAUACAAGAGCCAUUGGAUGAUGAACAGGAUAAUAAAGGUAGAGUACCUAAGGUACUUGAUGUAGAACUUCUAGAUGAUUUAGUUAAUAUUUGUAUGCCUGGAGAUGAUAUAACACUUACGGGUAUUAUUAAGAUAUUUUAUUUCAAGGUACAAGGAGUCAACGAUGGUGCAACAAAGCCACAAGUUGGGUCUCCGUUUUCUUUAUAUAUGCAAGCAAUAGCUGUGAUUAAUAAAAAACAUAGAUGUAAAAAUAAAAGAAGUUCUAUGAGCAGUGAAAUUUCAUUGAAAAAUUAUUUAGCAAUACAAGAAAUAUACAAAGAGCAAAAUCUUUUUGCAUUGCUAGUGCAUUCUUUAUGCCCCAAUAUAUAUGGUCACGAGAUGGUCAAAGCUGGAUUAAUAUUAAGUUUGUUUGGUGGUAAUGCAAAACGCACACAAUCACGGAAUGAUAUACAUAUUCUAAUGGUUGGAGACCCUGGCCUUGGUAAAUCACAGAUGUUACAAGCAUGCUGUCGGAUAUCUGUGAAAGGUGUGUAUAUCUGUGGCAAUUCAAGUACAUCUUCUGGGUUAACAGUGACGCUCACGAAGGAAACAGGAUCUAACGACUUUAUUUUAGAACCCGGCGCUUUAGUUUUAGCUGAUCAAGGCUGUUGCUGCAUUGAUGAAUUUGAUAAAAUGUGUUCUCAGCAUCAGGCAUUAUUAGAAUCGAUGGAGCAACAAAGUGUUACCGUUGCAAAGUCAGGCGUGUUAUGUUCGCUGCCUGCGCGGACUUCAAUCCUCGCGGCGGCUAAUCCUAUAGGAGGGCAAUACAACAAAAGUAAAACAGUUACAGAAAACUUGAAUAUUAGUCAGCCUCUUCUUUCACGAUUUGAUUUGAUCUUCUUAUUAUUGGAUAAACCAAACAAACACUUUGAUAGUCUAUUAUGCAAACACAUUAUGACUGUUCACACUAAUUCGCACGCAAAUUCAAAUGCAGAAUCUAUGGAAUUAUCUUUUGAUGAUGAAAGUUCUUUAAGGAAAAGGUUGAUGUUGCCACGGUCUAGUGACAUUAUACCAUCGUCUAUUCUACGAAUGUAUAUCUCUUAUGCACGACAAUAUGUGAAGCCAAAAUUAUCAGUCGCAGCUGCAGAUGUACUACAGAAGUACUACUUGGAACUUCGAUCUAAACAUAAACAAUUUGGCAGCAUACCGAUAUUCAACAGACAAUUAGAAGCCAUGAUUCGAUUGACUGAGGCUAGAGCAAAAUUAGAAUUACGUGUUGAAGCGACUGAGUCAGACGCAUUAGAUGUAAUAGAUAUAAUGCGAUAUGCAAUGACAGAAACGUUGGAAAAAGAUUUCAUGGCGUCAGGAUUAAGUUUGGACGGUAAAUUUACAAACAGAAAACUAAAAGGAUUUGUCAGAAUACUGGAAAAGAAAGUAAAUAUGAAUAAGCAACAAACAUUUUCAGUAAAAGAAUUAAGUGCACUUGCAAUGUCCGGAAAUAUUUCGACAAGCGAUUUUACUACUUUAAUUUCAAAACUAAACGAAGAAGGUAUUUUAUUAAAAAUCAAGAAAGAUACGUACAAAUUUAUUGCUCCAUGAUAAUAGAAAACCUGUACAUAUAUACAACGUGAACGAGUAGCGUAAUUUAAUGUAACGUAUUUUGGUACUAUAAUCAUACGAGAAUACAAAUAUAUGUUUCUUUUUCUUA
Odontomachus brunneus is the source of this 2863-nucleotide messenger RNA. RefSeq names its product DNA helicase MCM8-like. Gene Ontology annotation, cellular component: MCM complex; nucleus. The record is from RefSeq and is a predicted model, not a curated record. NCBI's taxonomy places the organism in Eukaryota, Metazoa, Arthropoda, Insecta, Hymenoptera, Formicidae. Bases 403 to 2754 code for a protein of 783 amino acids. Gene Ontology annotation, molecular function: single-stranded DNA binding; single-stranded DNA helicase activity; ATP binding. The transcript is spliced from 14 exons.